Messenger RNA from Cuscuta epithymum, 2072 nucleotides. The record is from the annotation of a GenBank genome assembly. Lineage: Eukaryota; Viridiplantae; Streptophyta; Magnoliopsida; Solanales; Convolvulaceae.
UGUUUUUUUAUUUCAAGAAUAACCUAAUUCCUAAAUCAAAACACAACCCCGACAUCGUUGAGCAGAAGAUGUGCGAUUAUUCUACUCCUUCCCAGCUCUGGCUACUCCUCUAGCUUCAGCGGCUCCGCGCUCCGUUCUCCACCGUUUGGCCUUCGUCGUGUGCGGCUCCGUUCUCCUCCGUUUGGCCUUCGUCGUGUGCGGAUCCGCUCUCCUCCCUCCGUCUCUUGUAGCUCCGCGCUCCGUCCUUCUGUGUGGAUUUACUUCUGCUCAACGAGUGACGUCCUACGAGGCUCUGACUGCUCUGGUUGACCGAAAACCUCAGGUUGUUAGGUGCUCUAGGCCACCCGAUUCACAGGGACCUUCUUUGCUCUGUUGCAAUACCCUGGGACAACAAAGAUGCUGAACCAGCUGCAUCAACAAGAGCUGAAGUUGUGCGGUCGUGCGGAGAAUGGCUGGUGCCGACGUCCAGAGAAUGUGUUCCUGGCGAGGUGAUGAAAUCCAUUGGAGGUGAUGAAAUCCAUUUUAGAUCUUCCUUAGCCAUCGUCCUAUCGUAUGUUGUUAUUGAAUCACAUCAAUUCACUCAAAUCAGGAAAAAAGGUAUUCUAAUCUCACCGAGCAGAUUACCAAACGGUAUCUAUAAGAUAUAUUGGAAGCCAGUUAGUAAGGGCUGUUGGGAAAGCAUGGUACAAAACGAUAGCCUCCCAUCGUUGCAAGCCCUUCCAUUUGGUCCACGUUUUCUUUCCAAAAGUUCCUUUAUCAGGCCCACAUCACCGGUAGGAGUUGUAAUCGAACUGAAUUAAUAGAGCAAAUCCAAUUUAUUCAUUCAAAUGUAUGAAAAAAGGCCUGAAUUACAUCCAACCUCACUGACGAAAGGGAACCCAUAGGAGGACUUAGUGGAAUAGUUCUGGCAAAUUCUGGACUAGACAUUGCUCUACAUGAUACUUAUUACGUAGUAUGUGGUUGCACAUUUCCGUUAUGUACUUUCUAUGGGAGCCGUUUUGCAUUACUUGCAUUGGAAUCAUUCUGAUUCUAAUCAUUUCAUAUAUAAAUCUCCCCACAUGUUUGGAACCAUCCUUGCUCUUUUCUCUAUAGAUCAUCGAAAUACUCUAUAUCAUCAGGAAGAGAGCCGAGGCCAUUUCAAGCAGCCACGAUAAGUCCAACUGAAGGGGAGGGGCAAAGCUCGAGGGUAUAAUCUCUUACAGUGAUUACACAGAGUUCUUCAACUUUCUCAAAGUGGUUGGGUGUAUCUUAGUAAUAUCAACUGUAACUUUAAAUUACUAUUGCUGCUUAGUGUGUCUUUGUUUUCUUGCAAUUUGGUUAUUGACAUACAUUGUGUGGAGUGUGGAAAGGACUUCCUUAGCAUUUCUUUCCUAAACUCCACUAAAGUUAUCAAAAUGUAACAAGUCUGGUGUUUAGAAUUUGGAAGCUAUUGUUUACAAAUGCAUAGCUCCUUAUUGGGUGAGAAUAGAAAAUUGGAUUAGCUUAUUGUUGUAUAUUAUGUAAGGUUGGCUAUUAAGUGACUGUAAUUCAAAAGUUUGAAUUGGAAUCUCUGCAGUAGUAGAUGAAGCAGAUCAACUUGCACAUGGAUAAUGGCUCCUGAGGUCUGAAUUGCCCUUUUUUCAUGAAGGAGAAAGGGUUCUCUACUCAAGUAGGUGAGGGAAUGAAUGAAUCUCCUCUUCAAUAGAAAAGGAGAAACAGAGUAGAGUAGAGUCUGCCUGCUCUUCUUCUUUCAGUGUCCUUAACAAGUCAUCAAUUUCAAGAGUUCAGUCUAUCCCGGGUGGCAGAUGGCUUCAUUUGUAUUUAAGCUGGAUUAUUCUUAUUUUGGCACCAUUGAAAAAGGGAGACAAUUCUGAUGGAUUCUGCAUUAAGGUGCAUACAAGGAAGAAGAAAUGUGAUCAAGCAAAGCCAAAUAAUAUAAUAUAUAGAUGUAAUAAAUUAAAAUAAUUGAUUGAAUUAUAUAUCAAUAGUGAUACAUUUUUGCGUUGUUUGUUGUUUCAUUUUGUUGUAUCAGAAUUGUUUUAUUUUGUUGCAUUGUGUUUCUUUUUGUUGUAUCAAAAUUGUUUCAUUUUGUU